Molecule: messenger RNA, 933 nt
Organism: Phyllostomus hastatus (greater spear-nosed bat)
Lineage: Eukaryota; Metazoa; Chordata; Mammalia; Chiroptera; Phyllostomidae
Product: phospholipase A and acyltransferase 4-like
Exons: 4
Coding region: 99-908 (269 amino acids)
Biological process (GO): N-acylphosphatidylethanolamine metabolic process
Cellular component (GO): cytoplasm
Molecular function (GO): glycerophospholipid phospholipase A1 activity; A2-type glycerophospholipase activity
Source: RefSeq, a predicted model, not a curated record
AGUAAUUAGUUGUUGUUAGUAUCAUAAGGAAACUGAAAGUGGAAUUCUCAGCUUCCAUAUAAAGCCUGUCCCACCAGCAGCACCCACCACACAGCUCCAUGGACUCCCAGGUCAGCAGCGUAUGCAAUCCAGGAGACCUGAUUGAGAUUUCCCGUCCUAUCUACCAGCACUGGGCAAUCUACAUGGGAGAUGGCUACGUGGUCCAUCUGACUUCUACAAGUGAUUAUCCAGGAGCGGGCUCCUCCAGCAUCGGCUCCAGCGUCGGCUCCAGCGUCGGCUCCAGCAUCGGCUCCAGCGUUGGCUCCAGCGUCGGCUCCAGCAUCGGCUCUAUCCUCGGCUCCAGCGUCGGCUCCAGCAUCGGCUCCAGCAUCGGCUCUAUCCUCGGCUCCAGCGUCGGCUCUCUUCUGUGCGAGAAGGGUGUGGUGAAAAUGGAGCGGCUGACUCAUGUGGCGGGGGACUGCAUGUAUCGGGUUAACAACCAGUUGGACAAGGAGCUAAAACCACUGCCUGUGGAGCAGAUUCUCAGUUCUGCCAAGAGGAUGGUUGGCAAGACGUUGCCGUAUGAUAUUAUCAAAAGUAAUUGUGAGCACUUUGUCACCAAACUGAGAUAUGGUGAGCCCAGAUCCCUGCAGGUUGAAAACGCUGUGAUUGCAGGAGCGCAGGCUGGAGCCUUAGGUGUAUUUGCUCUCGCAGCAGACAACCUUGCUCAAUUUGUAAUGAGGAACUGGUCCCACCCCAGUGACAGCCUGAAGAAGCCACAGGAUCCUGCCCUCGAAGCCGCUGAGCAGCGGACCGCCCCCACCUCCCCUGUCUCGCUGACCCCAGCUCUCGGGCAGCCCGCAGUUCGGUCCCUCGCUCUCCUUCUCUCUGACCGAAGGAUGGAAAAAUUGUACCAAGACCUACAAUGAAUAAAUGUAUCUGCCUUUCCCUUCA